AGUUGCAGCCCACCACGAGCCAAUAGGCAUAUCUCUUAGAGCCCAAACACUGCUGGGUGCCAGUGCUUGAUAAAAGGAGAGUGCUAUACGGUUGUCACACAUAGAAAACUCGAUUGUAUGCUAUACCAUGGAUGGUUCAAAUGCUCUCAAUAGAUCAAUGCAGAGUUUAUGGUCAACCCAUAGAAAAGCGAAGCUAAACCUCAAUGCGGCCCCCGUCCCUAACCAGCCGGCAACCGUUGUCGCGCCGCUCUCCGUAGAUGAGCUCCCGGACACGCAGCCACAGGACAAGAAUCAGAACGAGGACCCCGUUGAACUAGGACCAGCUACAACCAUUACUCCUAAUACUACGGCCUCGGGUUCAUCCUCCACGGAUGGCAGACCAUCUUCGAAGCGUAGGCUACGAACGAGCUGCACCACUGAGCAAAGCAACAAGCGGAUCAAAGCCGGCAGCAGCGGUGGUCCCGUGCAAACCUACGAGCCGCCGACUACUAGACUAUCUGAUCUUGGCGGUGUUGAGGGGUGUGUGGAAAAGAUGCUUGAGCUUGUCGCAAUGCCGUUGUGCCAUCCCGAAAUAUACCUGCAUACUGGAGUUCAGCCUCCUCGUGGCGUGCUUCUCCAUGGUCCUCCUGGGUGUGGAAAGACGUUACUGGCGAAUGCAAUUGCUGGGGAACUUGGUGUGCCUUUCAUUAACAUCUCCGCGCCGUCCAUCGUCUCCGGGAUGUCAGGAGAAUCGGAGAAAACGCUACGGGAUACCUUCGAGGAGGCUAAACGUGCUGCACCUUGUCUUCUGUUUAUUGACGAAAUAGAUGCCAUCACUCCGAAACGAGAAAGCGCUCAAAGAGAGAUGGAGCGUCGAAUCGUAGCUCAGUUCCUGACAUGCAUGGAUGACAUGUCUUGGGAGAAAAAUGACAAUAAACCCGUCAUCGUGAUUGGAGCCACGAAUCGCCCAGAUUCUCUCGACGCUGCACUCAGGCGAGCGGGUCGCUUCGACCACGAAGUCAGUAUGGGCGUUCCAGACGAGGAAGCCAGGCAGAAGAUUUUGCGCGUUUUAUGCGCCAAGCUCCGACUCGAAGGGGAUUUUGACUUUGCCGCGCUGGCAAAGGCCACUCCGGGGUACGUGGGUGCAGACUUGUCAGCGCUGACAGGAGCAGCAGGGAUCAUAGCAGUCAAGCGGAUAUUCCAACAGUUGAAAGACGGGUCGCUCGUAUUACCUGGUAUUCAAGAAGCAAUAAGUGGAGAUACUUCGAUGACCGUUGACUCAGAUCCUCAGACGCCCACAGCGGAGGCAAGCUCUAACUCAGCACCGUUUUCGUCCCUGAUUUCACAACUGUCUUCGAGUUCUAUCGCUCACUUUCUGAGUGCUCACCCGUCGCCACUCACGCCUUCUCAACUCGCUCCUUUGUGUAUAACGUCAUCGGACUUUCUACAACCUUCAUCAAAGCGGGAGGGCUUCGCAACAGUUCCAGACGUUACUUGGGCUGACGUCGGUGCCUUACGUGGUAUUCGUGAAGAACUCCAGAUGGCCAUCGUCCAGCCCGUUAGACGACCCGAAUUAUUUAGUGCUGUUGGCAUCGUAGCAGCGUGCGGCGUGUUGCUAUGGGGUCCGCCUGGAUGCGGAAAGACAUUGCUUGCAAAAGCAGUGGCAAAUGAAUCGAGAGCAAAUUUCAUCAGUGUCAAAGGUCCAGAGCUCCUAAACAAAUAUGUUGGUGAGAGUGAAAGGGCAGUCAGACAAGUCUUUUCCCGCGCACGAGCAUCAUCACCCUGCGUCAUCUUCUUCGACGAACUGGAUGCUUUAGUCCCACGGCGAGACGAUAGUUUGUCUGCGCGGGUCGUGAAUACCCUGCUCACUGAGCUAGAUGGUCUCGACGCUCGCAAGUCGGUCUAUGUCAUUGCCGCCACCAACCGGCCAGAUAUGAUUGAUCCUGCGAUGGUCCGACCUGGGCGAUUGGACAAGCUCCUCUAUGUCGACCUUCCCAGCGCAGAGGAGCGCGUCGAAAUCUUACGGACUCUUGUACGCAGAGUGCCGCUGCGGGAUGAGACGGAGCAGUGUGAAGGGUACAGUGGAGCGGAUAUUGCAGCUCUUGUACGUGAGGCCGGUGUUGUUGCGCUGAGGCGAGUGUUGGGUUCCCUCGAGGAGGUAGAAGGAACCAAAGGGGAAUCAAGAAAAGCCACUGUCGGACCGAGCGUGUCACUGAGCCAGAGGCGCAAGUACGAAGCAUUGCGGUCAAAAUUUGCCGGUCUGCCUGUGAGGGUUAGGGAGGAAGGGAGGCGUUUGGAAGAGGUAGUCUAG
Messenger RNA from Pisolithus orientalis, 2290 nucleotides. Its product is annotated as P-loop containing nucleoside triphosphate hydrolase protein. NCBI's taxonomy places the organism in Eukaryota, Fungi, Basidiomycota, Agaricomycetes, Boletales, Pisolithaceae. The transcript is spliced from 11 exons. Gene Ontology annotation, cellular component: nucleus. Gene Ontology annotation, biological process: ribosome biogenesis. Gene Ontology annotation, molecular function: ATP binding; preribosome binding; ATP hydrolysis activity. The record is from RefSeq and is a predicted model, not a curated record. The coding region runs from base 128 to 2290 and encodes 720 amino acids.